AUGCCUUCCUUUUCAACACCAUUGAAACUUGGUCCUCUGCUUUUAAAAAAUCGUGUUAUUAUGUCAUCGUUAACACGCGAUAGAAAUCUUGUUCCGGGUCCACUUCAAGUAGAAUAUUAUACACAACGAGCUGGUGCAGGUCUUAUCCUUACUGAAGGCACAAUGAUCGAAGAAACUGGCUCUGAAUGGUCUAAUGCACCUGGCAUUUACACAGACGAACAAGUAAAGGGUUGGAGGAAAGUUCUUGAUAGUGUUCAUGCACGUCAAAGUUUUAUGUAUCUUCAAUUAUGGCAUAUUGGACGAGUAGCUCAUCCACUUCUUCAAAAGGGCCGGCCUAAUGUUGGACCAUCAGCGAUCGGAGCUAAUGGUGGUAAAUUUCGAGUACUACCUGGUGCACCUGGAUAUGUUGUACCAGAAGCUAUUAAAGAUCCUACAAGUUACAUUGGACUGUAUAGAAAAGCUGCUGAACGAGCUAAAGAAGCUGGAUUUGAUGGAGUUGAAUUGCAUAGUGCAAAUGGUUAUUUACCUCAUCAAUUUAUUGAUAACACAUCAAAUAAACGAACAGAUGAAUGGGGAGGAUCAGCAGAAAAUCGUUGUCGAUUUCCACUACGAGUUAUAGAUGAAAUGUGUAGUGUAUAUGGAAAUAAUCGUGUCGGUAUCAAACUUUCACCAGGUGGUGGUUAUAAUGAUAUGGGUAUGAGUGAGAAAGAUACAUCGGAAACAUUUGCAUAUCUUAUUCAAGAAUUAAGUGCUCGACGUAUUGCAUAUAUACAGUUGGCCCGUUAUUGGGAUCUUGGCGACCCACUAAAACGCGGAAAAGAGGUUGAUAUAUUUCAAUGGAAAAAGUUAAUUAAUUCUGAGCAUACGGCCCUAUUGGUUAAUACAAAUUAUAAUGCUGAAGAAGGUGAAAAAACAUUGCAAGCUGACUUAGCCGAUGCAAUUGUAUUCGGUCGAUUCUACAUUGCAAAUCCCGAUCUAGCUGAACGUUUGAUAAAAAAUCAAGAAUUGAAUACAAAGUUUAAUAUGAAAGGCUUUUAUGGAGGUGAAGCCGAAGGUUACACAGACUAUCCAACAUACGAACAACAAAAAAUGAAAGAACUCUUAUUUAAUAAAGUUCUUCAUUAA
Molecule: messenger RNA, 1125 nt
Organism: Rotaria socialis
Lineage: Eukaryota; Metazoa; Rotifera; Eurotatoria; Philodinida; Philodinidae
Source: the annotation of a GenBank genome assembly